Messenger RNA from Hyalella azteca, 3550 nucleotides. Its product is annotated as succinate-semialdehyde dehydrogenase, mitochondrial. The transcript has 10 exons. The record is from RefSeq and is a predicted model, not a curated record. NCBI's taxonomy places the organism in Eukaryota, Metazoa, Arthropoda, Malacostraca, Amphipoda, Hyalellidae. Gene Ontology annotation, molecular function: succinate-semialdehyde dehydrogenase (NAD+) activity. The coding region runs from base 199 to 1473 and encodes 424 amino acids.
AAAAAAACAUCCAAAUAGCCUCCAGACUCCAGAGUACGGUAUUUAAAAAUGAUAUGAAGCUAUCACCAAUAGCGCAAGCAUGGGUAAUAUGAGAGUUCAGAACUUCAGAAAGUCAUACAGUCAGUGUUGUCCAAGCCGGCGCUGAGGUCGGUUGUAGCGCAUCGUAUUUGCUAAGUGCCCUCCUGCGUCUUGUAGAUAAUGCUCAUUUUCACAAGAUCUUUGUUUCUGAAAAGCUCAAACUGCUUGGAAAUAAUGAUGAACUCAAGAAGAGCAAUGUGUUCUCUAGCUGGGCUUCAUGGCAGAAAACUUCAAGAGCCUUGGUUGAUGAAAAAUCUGGCUUUUAUUAAUGGCAAAUUUGUUGGUGCCAAGUCUGGAAAAACUUUUGAAGUAGACAAUCCAGCCAGUGGAAAGAUUAUUGGUGAAGUGCCUGCCAUGGAUGCUUCUGACACCAAGGAAGCCAUUGCUGCUGCUCAUGCUGCCUUCGCCACCUGGAAGAACACUACUGCAAAGGAACGAAGCAAGCUGUUGAGGCGGUGGUUCACGCUGCUGGAGGAGCACAAGGAAGACCUUGCCAUCAUCCUAACUGCUGAGGCAGGCAAGCCUCUUGCAGAGUCUCGUGGGGAAGUGGCAUAUGGAAGUUCGUUCCUUGAAUUCUUUGCAGAGGAGGCUACAAGAAUACAUGGUGAAGUUUUGCAGCCAGCCUUGCCUAACCGAGAAAUGUUAUUAAUCCGUCAACCUGUGGGAGUGGCUGGACUCAUCACUCCUUGGAACUUCCCGAAUGCUAUGAUCACGCGUAAGGCGGGGGCGGCCCUGGCAGCAGGCUGCACGUGUGUCGUGAAGCCUGCUGAAGACACGCCCUUCUCAGCCCUCGCUCUCGCUGCCCUUGCCGACAAGGCAGGCAUUCCUCCAGGAGUGUUCAAUGUCAUCACAUCCCUCAAGUCUGAUGCUGCAGCCGUGGGCAAUUUGCUCUGCACCAGCCCACUUGUGGCCGCCAUCUCCUUCACUGUCUCAUGGCCGCCAUCUCCUUCACUGGUGAGUCUCAUGGCCGCCAUAAGCGUGAACGGUGGAGCAACCGUCCUGCUUGGCGGCGCACCGCACACUGCGGGUGCGCUCUUCUACCAGCCCACGCUGCUCACUGACGUCACGCCUGACAUGCCAUGCGUCGCCACCGAGAUAUUCGGACCUGUUGUUGCUAUCUCCAAGUUUGAGACUGAAGAAGAAGCUCUCAGGAUCGCCAACGACUGCAAGUCUGGCCUGGCAGGAUACUUUAUUUCCCAAGACGUGUCCCAGGUUUGGCGCGUGGCGAGGCAGCUGGAGGUGGGCAUGGUGGGCAUCAACGAAGGCCUGAUCUCUGCCGCAGAGGCCGCAUUUGGUGGCAUCAAGGAGUCUGGUCUUGGCAGAGAGGGCUCGAGUCACGGCAUCGACGACUACACAGAGAUCAAGUAUCUCUGCAUUGGCAACACGCAUCUCUGAACACAUGCUAGGUUACUCGCCGCUAGAUAAAUUCCCACUAGCUGGUGUAGCGAAUACAUGGCUAGUGUCGCACUAGUUAGUGUAGCGACUACGUGACUAGUGAUACACUAGUUAGUGUACAUGGCUAGUGGUGCAGUAGUAAGUGUCGCAAAUACAUGACUAGUGACGCACUAGUUAGUGCCACGAAAACAUGGCUAAAUGGCUAAUGGCGCACAAGUUCGUGUAUUGUAAUGACUCCAUUCAUGCGAGUGAUGAACGAUCAAUCCGGCUCGGUGCUAAAUACAGAAGAUUUUGCUUACGAAUCAAUAAAACGAUGAUUUUGUUCAAAUUUAAGUGUGUCGGUAUUAGCAUUUAUUCACUUUUUAUUAGGUCAUGACGACAGCCUUGAUCGUGAAGUAUUCAUCAAUACCAGUGUCCUCACUUUAAAGUAUUCUUCAAUACCCGUGUCAAAACUUUAAUGAGUGCUGUAGUGUGACGGUAUUGUAAACUUUUCUGUAUUUUCAAUUUACUUCUACAAUUUAUUAAUUAACUACCUUGGAGUUGAAUUUGAAGACUUAUUUUUUGCGUUAAAUCGAAGUAAUUAAAUCUACCGUUUUUAAUUCUUUUACCAUAUUUCAUACUUGUGUUCAGAUUUCACUUAUCAAUAUCAUGUAUUGAUUACGACGUCACUAUCCGUAUCUUCUUAUAUCGAAUAAACUCAAAUAUUGACUCGUUUUCACCUCAAACCAUCUUCUUAGUCACGAUUUUCGAGUCUAUUGUUAUGCAUUAAAACGAACGACUCGCUCUAUUAUUUAAGGAGCUUACAUUAUUUCUCUCGUGUUCAUGGAACAUAUUGCAGUGAAUAUAUGCUACUUGCUGUAAACUUAAAUCCCCUGGCAGCUGAAUUUUGAACUUUGAGUCCCUGUAUCCUGCCUACCACAUCCCUGUAUCCUGCCUACCGCAUCCCUGUAUCCUGACCAUAUUUGUCAGAAUUGCUGCCCGUUUUUAGGGUCAAUUUAUGAAUGACAAUCGCAGAAUAUUCUUAAUGAUUGAACUCCUCGACUUUUAUGAUAUUUUUACGAGUAAAUCCAUAUUUUUUUGAAUAUUUGAGGUUAUUUGUAAGUGACAAAUACGUUGAGCCAAAUUUAUGGUAGAAAUCAGAAAACACUUCAUCUGUUAAUUAUUUUCCGUAUCUAUAGCCUUUAAAUUUUUAAUUCUAUCUCAAAACUAAGUUAGUAAAGCUAAAUUAGUGCGUUUGUUUGGUAGUUCUUCCUUGUAUUAAUCAGGUGUACAGUAUACUGUUAUCGCUUGAAAUAUUUUUAUUUAAAUAGUUUUAAUGUUGAGUUCAGUUGUUGAACUGUUGCAGUAAAAAUAAUGUUAAUGUGGAGCUACUGAAGAUAUUUGUUAUGAUGUUUCAUUUUGUUUACAUGUCGAGACCAUCACGAUUCAGUUGAAUGUUAUAAGUUGCUCUUCACAUUCAUUAUCAAUGGUCAAAAAUACAAUUUUUUCUUUGGAUUAUCCUCUUAAUGGUUCAAAAUGGAACAAUAACAAUGUUCCCAUGAUUUUCCAUCUAUCACUUUAUUUCUUUGAUUGUUAAACGUCUUUAAAAUAAUGAACUACGUUUCCUGUUGUUUUUAUAAUGAUAAAGUUUAUUGGGGUGAGUGACAAGUUAUUGAAUAUGUGAAUGAAUGUUCACUGUUGUUGAUGCGUGGGUGUGUUAUGUGGCAUUCCGUGGCAUUCCUUGAGGCGAUUGCGUUGUUUGUCAUCGACUUCCUUUUGUCGUUGUAAAUCUUAAUUAUUUUUGCCAGUUAAGCGUAGUUACCUAAUGUUUGUUACUGAAUCUUUUUUAUCCAUGAUUUUGUAAUAAAUGUUAAUUAUCUAAGGUCAGUUAAUGAUUCUUAAUUAUAUAAGGUUUGUUACUGUACUCGUGCAAUAUUUCGGUUAUUGAGGUCUGUCAGUUUAAAUAACAAUAUCAGAAGUUAAUGUUGGUUACUGCCUUCUUAUUCUGAGCCAAGUUAAGGGAGAUCUCGCUCUUCAGUUGCUGCCUUCACCACAUCAUGACAUUGUUCGAAUUAAUUAAGUAUAUUGUUACCAACUC